Messenger RNA from Carya illinoinensis, 1279 nucleotides. Its product is annotated as 2-dehydro-3-deoxyphosphooctonate aldolase-like. The coding region runs from base 1 to 756 and encodes 251 amino acids. The transcript has 13 exons. Lineage: Eukaryota; Viridiplantae; Streptophyta; Magnoliopsida; Fagales; Juglandaceae. Gene Ontology annotation, molecular function: 3-deoxy-8-phosphooctulonate synthase activity. Gene Ontology annotation, cellular component: cytoplasm; cytosol. The record is from RefSeq and is a predicted model, not a curated record. Gene Ontology annotation, biological process: monosaccharide biosynthetic process.
AUGGUAACCUUGAAUCUCCUCUUUGAUAAAGCCAACAGAACAUCCUCAAAAUCAUUUCGAGGCCCUGGCAUGAUCGAAGGCUUGAAGAUACUUGAGAAGGUUAAAAUAGCAUAUGACAUUCCUGUAGUGACUGAUGUCCAUGAAACUAUCCAGGCAAAUGUUUAUAUUUUCUUUUGCCGGUGUGAAUCAGUUGGCAGAGUUGCAGAUAUUAUUCAGAUUCCAGCAUUCUUAUGCCGUCAGACAGAUCUUCUAGUUGCAGCGGCGAAGACUGGCAAAAUUGUAAAUAUCAAGAAAGGCCAAUUCCGUGCUCCUUCUGUCACGGUAAAUUCUGCUGAGAAGGUUAGAUCGGCUGGAAAUCCAAAUGUGAUGGUUUGUGAAAGAGGAACUAUGUUUGGUUAUAUUGAUUUGAUUGUUGAUCCUCGCAAUUUGGAAUGGAUUAGAGAUGCUAACUGUCCUGUUGUAGCUGAUGUCACACAUGCAUUACAACAGCCUGCUGGAAAAAAGCUGGAUGGUGGAGGUGUUGCCAGUGGAGGUCUUCGUGAACUGAUACCAUGUAUUGCAAGGACAGCAGUUGCUGUUGGAGUGGAUGGAAUUUUCAUGGAGGUGCAUGAUGAUCCUUUGAAUGCACCAUGUGAUGGUCCAACUCAAUGGCCUCUUCGUCAUUUGGAGGAACUGCUGGAAGAGCUUGUGGCAAUUGCUAGGGUAAGCAAGGGGAAGCAGCACUUAAACAUUGAUCUCACACCGUUUCGUGAUUAGAACGCCUGAAAGGUUCUCUUAGUGUUUAAAGGAUGCAGAUCAGAGCCAAACUUGAAGACGAUAUGCAACAGAGAAAUGGAACUAAUUGUACGUGUUGUCUCACGGGUGAUGCUGGGGAUGUAGCUUGAGCUUGAGUCCUUGACAAAUUAUUCACUGUUGUCUUCAAAAUCAUUUAAAUAAAUAUAUAUUUAUAUAUCCAGAUAAACCGAGGGAUCUGGAGAGAGAAUGUUGCUAAAUUCUAUUCAGUUGUUCUGGAACGAGAACCUCUUUCUUGAUUAUUAUUAUUAUUAUUAUUUUAAAAAAGAAUUGCAUAAAAACAUCUGUCCAUAUAAUAGAAAAGGCUAGUUGAGAAAUCUUAAAUAUAAUUAUAGGGUAUGUAAGUAUAAUACAGUCAGUUUUAAAAAAAGUGAAGUUUUUUAUUAAAAAAUUAAUUUCUUUUUAUGUGAUAUUUAUUUAUUUAUUUUAAAGUAAUUGAACAGUAUUUACACACUAAAGACGGUAGCUAUAUUAUGAAAGAUAAUUA